This is a messenger RNA of Maylandia zebra (zebra mbuna), 2496 nucleotides long. The record is from RefSeq and is a predicted model, not a curated record. NCBI's taxonomy places the organism in Eukaryota, Metazoa, Chordata, Actinopteri, Cichliformes, Cichlidae.
AUGCAUAUCUCACCGCUGCACACUGCCUUCGAGGCUUCAGAGCUGGAGGAGAUGAAGAGGAGACGGGCUAAAGAGUACAGCAGCUUUCAGACGAGGUCAAAGACCCCUGCAGAUCUACUCAUUAUUGCUGAGGCUAACAGCCCCUUGCAGUAUCCAACACAGGGGGUGGAAGUACGACCCCUGAAAACAAGCAUCAUCCCAGGCUUGGCCUUACAUGACCUUCCCAGAGAUAAUUACUCAAUAAACAUCACUGCCACGCUGGGAACUCUAAAUGUGGCCGCGGAGGUAGACGAGGUGAAAAUCAAAGGUGAUGGCGAGAUGCACAUGACUCUUUCCAGCCGCCUGCUGCCGAACAUGAACCGACAGCUGCAGUUCGUCACCUACACGAACACGCUGUUUCAUCCCAGCACGGCAGACACAGUGCAGCUUGAGACAGAGGGACAUCAAGCUGUCUUCAGCAUCAAGAUCCGACACGGAACAACACCUAAACUGUACAACACUGGAUCCAAAGGAGAGUACAACAUCAGCGCCCUCGUGACAAUAGCCACAAAAACGUUCCUGCGUUACGAUAAGCUUAGAGAUCUUAUCGACAGCAUCAGAAGAUACUACCCUACUGUUACCAUAGUUAUAGCUGAUGACAGUGAAAAUCCCCAAACCAUCUCUGGGCCUUACAUCGAACAUUACAUCAUGCCCUUUGGAAAGGGUUGGUUUGCCGGCCGAAACCUGGCCGUGUCCCAGGUGACCACGAAGUACGUACUGUGGGUGGAUGAUGACUUCAUCUUCACAGCCAACACCAAGCUGGAGAAGCUUGUAGAUGUUUUAGAAAGGACCACUCUGGAUCUAGUGGGUGGUGCAGUGCGGGAGGCCACGGGGUACACCGCCACCUACCGUCAAACCAUCUCCAUUGAGCCAGGAGAGGAAGAUGGUGACUGUUUACACAUGAGGAGAGGAUUUCAUCACGUCAUUGAAGGCUUCCCCAACUGCGUUGUGACUGAUGGGGUCAUCAACUUCUUUUUAGCUCGCACAGACAAAGUCCAGCAGGUCGGCUUUGACCCACGCCUCACCAGGGUCGCUCAUCUGGAGUUUUUCAUCGAUGGCCUCGGCUCUCUCCAUGUGGGCUCUUGCGAUGAUGUCAUUGUCAAUCACGCGACCAAAAUCAAACUACCCUGGGUAAGCCAGUCAGAGAGCGACAAGACCUACGCCAAGUUCCGUUACCCAUCAGCCUCCUCUGAUGCCACGCACACCAAAAACGGCCUCCUGUACUUCAAGAAUCGGUUUCAGUGCUUGACUCAUAAUUAGCUUCCCCUCUCCUCUUUUUCUCGAAGGUUCCUCCGCUCUCCCCGAGUUGCCAAAGAAGUUCUCCUCCCCCACGCCCUGUCAGAUAAAAUUUUGGUUUGCCUUCUCUUGAGAACCUUGAAAUUAUUUUUCCAGCUUCAGCCUUUAGAGCAGUUUUAGCAUGUUUUAUCUGUCAGUGCACAGCUCUGCAGUGAGCUAAAAAGUCCUCUAGCAUCUAGAAGCCCAACAGAAAAAUUUAGGCUUCCUUUUUGGUGUGAAGACAGGAGAAAAUGAGCUGCAGUGCCCAGUAACAUCUCGAGCCAUAAAGGAAUCUUGCUCAUACCCUGCACAAAGACCAGGCUUUGGGAGAACCGAACAGGUAGCAGCUAGUGUAACUUCAUUGUCAUGCUGUUUUGGGUAGAUGUGCAUGCAUUCUCCUUCGAUUUGCACUAGCCGAAUAUAGAAUUGAGCUUGGAACAAGGUCUUUCUGUCAGUGACAAUAAACCCUAUCAGUUAAGUGACAGAGCUGCAGACUCGGAGCUCCAGUGUGACCUCCUUGCCAAUGCCACAUGAAGAACGUGUUCCAAGUCUUUUCAUUUGUCGCGUGCUGGUACUGACUGGCCGUGCCAAAGGUCUGGAUGCUGCUAGCUCUUGGGUGCUUUAAUCUGUGUGUGCAUUAUGGUUUUACUGCCCAUUACCCAGAAUCCUUUUGUGUCACCCAUGGAGAGAUAAGUAAGAUCUGAGGAGGAGAACCUUUUGGUCUCAGUUCAUCAGGUGUUACCUGGUUGCGGGAGCAGCUGUAAUCGUCGUCUUCUGCUGUUUGUCUGUUUCCCCAACAAGCAUCUGAGGAAAACGAGGCGUUUGAGUGCUCACCACCGGAUCUUUACAUGUGGCCAAAAGAAACAUUGGUUGAACUAAAGUACUUGUAAAAUACUCACAUCAUUAUGAAAAGAGGAUGGAGAAGGGGGGGGGAUGAAGCAAGAAUACAGUUUUUAUACUGAAACUCCUCUUUGGAGCACUCCUGCAUGUCAGAGACUCAAGUGGUGAUGCUGUUCUUUUAUACCAUGGUCUUUAGAUGGCACCCUUGUAUCACUGUAUUUGUUUCCUAAGCAAGUUUUUUAACUUUGUUUUGUUAGCAAUAAGGUGCCAGAGAUUUAUCAACUGUUUUUUUUAAUCCCCAAGAGAAAUAUCGACUUAUUUGUAACUAUUUUAUUUAUUAAU